UUUAAUGUUCCUUGCUUACUGGGUAUUAUAUUCUAAAACUUGCAUAUUAAUGAUAAGAACUCAAUUAUCUAUAUGUGCUGUAAAUAGGUAGCUGGUGAUUCAAGAUCUAUUUUUUGACCUAUAUAAGAGAGAUUUGCAGAAGAAAAGAAAUAUACCAAAGUAUUAAGGAUCAAACAUAUUCUUGAUGUAUGUACUCGGGCCGCGAGGCUGAGCAAUAUUCUAAGGAAAGUAUUAUACAAGAUACAAAGAUUGGUCAAUAUCUUCCCUUAUCUUUCAUUGACAAUUAUCUGAGUUUUGAAGAUAUGCUAAAAACUGAUCAAGAAGCUUUCAUGCAAGUUGUGAACAAGGUUAUGUUAAUUGGAGGGAAACAUGAAAAGGAUUUUAUUAGAAGAAGUUUGAGUGCUACAUUUUCUGAUGACAGCCUCCAUGUGUGUUCAUGGACUGGCCAAAAAAAUAAUUAUAAAAUUGGAGAUACGCACACAAUUCUGAGCAUUAAAA
This is a messenger RNA of Temnothorax curvispinosus, 498 nucleotides long. RefSeq lists its product as uncharacterized. The transcript is spliced from 2 exons. The record is from RefSeq and is a predicted model, not a curated record. The annotation marks the transcript as partial. Lineage: Eukaryota; Metazoa; Arthropoda; Insecta; Hymenoptera; Formicidae.